Terrapene triunguis (Three-toed box turtle) is the source of this 1568-nucleotide messenger RNA. It is a transcript of the gene GABRG2, whose product is annotated as gamma-aminobutyric acid type A receptor gamma2 subunit. Gene Ontology annotation, molecular function: GABA-A receptor activity; inhibitory extracellular ligand-gated monoatomic ion channel activity; transmitter-gated monoatomic ion channel activity involved in regulation of postsynaptic membrane potential. The transcript has 10 exons. Lineage: Eukaryota; Metazoa; Chordata; Testudines; Emydidae. Gene Ontology annotation, biological process: nervous system process; synaptic transmission, GABAergic; monoatomic ion transmembrane transport. The record is from RefSeq and is a predicted model, not a curated record. Gene Ontology annotation, cellular component: postsynapse; GABA-A receptor complex; neuron projection. Bases 16 to 1431 code for a protein of 471 amino acids.
GGGAGAAAAAGAGAGAUGAGUCCUCCAAAUCCAACAAGCCUGGGGAGCUCGAAUCCUGCAUUUUCUCUCAAAAUGAUGGUGUGGGCACUUGUGCUUCUCUCCCUCAUCCAGUGUUCUAGCCAAAAGGGGGAUGAUGACUAUGAAGAUUAUACAUCCAACAAAACAUGGGUUUUGACUCCCAAAGUCCACGAGAGUGAUGUCACCCUGAUUUUAAAUGGCUUGCUGGAAGGAUAUGACAACAAACUGAGACCUGACAUAGGAGUGAAACCAACAGUAAUUCACACUGACAUGUAUGUAAAUAGCAUCGGUCCAGUGAAUGCUAUCAAUAUGGAAUACACAAUCGAUAUAUUUUUCGCCCAAACCUGGUAUGACAGACGUCUGAAAUUCAACAGCACGAUAAAAGUGCUCCGAUUGAACAGUAACAUGGUUGGGAAGAUCUGGAUACCAGAUACAUUUUUCCGAAACUCCAAGAAGGCUGAUGCUCAUUGGAUAACAACGCCCAAUAGGAUGCUCAGGAUCUGGAAUGAUGGCAGAGUGCUAUAUACACUAAGGUUGACAAUAGAUGCUGAGUGUCAGUUGCAGUUGCACAACUUCCCAAUGGAUGAACAUUCCUGUCCGCUGGAGUUUUCCAGCUAUGGCUACCCCAGGGAAGAAAUUAUUUACCAGUGGAAACGCAGUUCGGUGGAAGUGGGAGACACCAGAUCUUGGAGGCUCUACCAGUUUACUUUUAUUGGACUGAGAAAUUCUACUGAGGUGGUGAAGACAACUUCAGGGGACUACGUAGUCAUGUCAGUUUACUUUGACCUGAGCAGAAGAAUGGGUUAUUUCACUAUUCAGACCUACAUCCCCUGCACACUCAUUGUAGUGCUGUCCUGGGUCUCUUUCUGGAUUAACAAGGAUGCAGUUCCAGCCAGAACCUCUCUGGGUAUUACAACUGUCCUGACAAUGACCACCCUCAGUACAAUUGCUCGUAAAUCUCUUCCCAAGGUCUCUUAUGUGACAGCAAUGGAUCUUUUCGUGUCAGUUUGUUUUAUUUUUGUUUUUUCUGCACUGGUGGAGUAUGGGACCCUACACUACUUUGUCAGCAACAGAAAGCCAAGCAAGGAUAAAGACAAAAAGAAGAAAAACCCACUUCUUCGGAUGUUUUCCUUCAAGGCACCUACAAUUGAUAUCCGACCAAGAUCAGCUACUAUUCAAAUGAACAAUGCUACACACCUCCAAGAAAGGGAUGAAGAGUAUGGGUAUGAGUGUCUCGAUGGCAAGGACUGUGCCAGCUUUUUCUGCUGCUUUGAGGAUUGCCGAACAGGGGCGUGGCGGCAUGGAAGAAUACACAUCCGCGUUGCCAAAAUGGACUCCUAUGCCCGCAUCUUCUUUCCAACUGCCUUCUGUUUGUUUAACCUGGUGUACUGGGUAUCCUACCUUUACCUUUAAAAUCAGAAAGGAAAUAGGUGAUAUGAGCCUUACUCACUGAAUUUCUUAGAGAGAUGGUUUCCUUUUGAAGUCCACUUAAAGUAUUUAUGACACGCUUUAUAGUGGUCUGAAUUCUCUAGUGCCAUAACCCAGUAAAU